Nannizzia gypsea CBS 118893 is the source of this 1620-nucleotide messenger RNA. RefSeq lists its product as hypothetical. The transcript has a single exon. The record is from RefSeq and is a predicted model, not a curated record. The coding region runs from base 1 to 1620 and encodes 539 amino acids. Lineage: Eukaryota; Fungi; Ascomycota; Eurotiomycetes; Onygenales; Arthrodermataceae.
AUGAGUGCUAUAAAUGUGUUUGGCCUGCCAGAGCUCGUCAAUCUCAUCGUUCGUCAUGCUGACCAUAAGGUACGCGGCCAGCUACUCACGGUCUCACGCCUUUUUCAAGUUGCCGUCGAGCAGUAUGCGUGGCGUAGCUAUACAUUCAGAACAGACAGUGCCGAAGAUUUCCUGGGCAAAUAUCACGGCCAUCGCAGCCGCUAUCUCCGCGCUAUCGACGUCGAUAUCGACUUUCCAACCCAGGUCCCUACUGAUGGGAGCACAAGAAUUCCAUGCCGCGAGACAGCCGAAGAUCUCCAGUCAUAUAAUGAGCUUUUUACCCAUCGAAUCUCAGCUCUGUUUACCAUGAUCAAGACCUUGGAGGAACGAGAGCUCCCGUAUAAUCGACCAAGGAAUAUUCGCCUUUGCCUUUGGCCUCCCUGCCAUUAUCAGCAGGUUGACAACUACUGCCAUCACCGUGGCUAUCUUAGCUGGCGCCUCCGCCUGCUUACACAUGAAAAUUUGCCUACCCUCCUCUCAGUUAUAAGCCUCAGUGUUGGUGAGCGUGGGUCUGGUAAAAGGGAUAGUAGAUACGAUAUACCUUGUGUAUUGCAGCCGUUGGACUAUGGGCUUGUACCCGCACUCGUUUCCAAGCUCCCUAAUUUAGUUGCCUUGGACUGCCCGAGGUUCGAGGAAGGGUGGCUGCUAGCUUACGAAGACCCUGUUCUCACUCACUUUACCCGGCCAUGGGAAGGCCCUAGGCGCGACACAAGGCAUGCCUUUGGUAGCAUCAUGCAGAAUACAACUACCCUACCGGUAAAGAUUAACCGUGUUAAGAUCUUCUUUGGAUAUAGCUAUUCCUUCAAGUGUCAUGACGAAACCCUCCCUAUGCCUAACCUGAUUAGCCCACUAUCCUACGAUCUACUAAGCUCGGGCCUUCGUAUAAUCUCACAGCGUGUGGUUGAUUUAGCUAUUCGUGCAUGUGUUGAUGGAAAUAUCUUCUGGCCCUCACCUAAUGAAGAUAUAGUGGACCCUCUCUCUUGGCCGUACUUAAAAAAGCUCCAUGUUGAAUUUCAACCAAUGUCACCUUCUGGAACAUGGUACUUUCAAGGUCCGCGGGGGGAAGGCCGAGAUAUAACCCCGUUCGAGGUUACCCAAACUCAUUACCCCCUACUUAAAGAGAAUCCCGAAGAUGAGCAUUGGGAUGAGGUUUGGGACUAUAACGGUGGUCGCUGGGAUGACUUCGACCCUAAUAUGUUUCGAAUCAUGCCUAUUGAUGAGGCUAUAGAACCAUUCUUGGGGGCGUUUGUUAAGGCAUUAGAGAAAAUGUCUUUACUAGAGGAGGUUGAGUUAUUCACGUGUAUACGCUUUAGUCCCGGUGAAGGUAUCUACGAGAACUAUCCUGAAAGUAGCUACGGCAAGGAGUAUAUAUGGGGACUAAGAUAUCUUCUUCCUAAAGAUAGCGGACACCCGCUUCUUGAGUGGCAUGUUGGCAACUGGCGCCCUAGCCAAAACCUGCUGCGGAGCUUUCAUGAUAUUGCAAAGCAAAGGAGUCGGAAUUCGCUGGAAGAGAUAUGGGUGGAUUGGAAGCCAUGCCGUCUCGCCUCUUCUAAAUCUCUUUCCUCCAUAUAUUAUUUGUAG